GUCCGAAUCUCUGACUUUCCGGUGCCUUGGGACUUCCUCCUGACGUGAAAGACGCUGCGUAAAGACGCUUGUUGUUACUAGAAGAACCUGGACGAGCCGGGCAAUGGAAGGAUGCUUCCCUUCUGAAAUUGUUUUCAAAGCUGGAGUUUUGGAUGAGAGUACAAGAGUGAAAUCAAGCGAUUGAUUAAGACAAGAGGAAGCGGACAGUCAAGAUCCCAGACAAGAUGAAUAUAUUUGACAGGAACACGAACAUCAAUGCUUUGUUUAAAUUCUCCCAGAUAUCUCCCUCAACCCAGCAGCACCUGAAGAAGGUGUACUCCUCCCUGGCGAUCUGCAUGUUUGUGGCGGCAGCUGGUGCUUACGUCCAUGUGGUCACAAGAAUCUUUCAGGGCGGCUUGCUGUCCAUGCUGCUGUCUCUGGGGCUGAUGCUGUGGCUCUCGUUUACUCCACACAACAGUGAGACUGAGUCCAAGCGGCUCCUCAUCCUGGCUGGAUUCGCGUUCUUCACAGGCACUGGACUGGGACCCAUCAUGGAUUUUGUUAUUUCUGUUGACCCGAGCAUUAUUCCCACAUCAUUCCUGGCCACUGCGCUGAUUUUCUCCUGUUUCACAUUGAGUGCUUUGUACGCCCAGCGUCGCAGCUAUCUCUUCCUUGGAGGCAUUCUGAUGUCUUGCCUAACGGUGCUUUGCUUCCUCCCCUUGAUCAACUUGCUGUUCGGAUCCAUGUUGCUCUUUAAGGCUCAGCUUUACAUUGGACUAGUUGUCUUCUGCGGCUUCAUCCUGUUUGACACUCAGAUGAUCAUCGAGAAGGCAGAGAACGGUGACAAGGAUUACAUCUGGCACUGUGUGGACCUGUUCCUGGAUUUUAUUGCCGUCUUUAGGAAGCUCAUGUUACUGCUGACCAUGAACGAGAAGGAGAAGAAGAGGAACGAGAAGAAAUGAGGGGACCGACCGGACCGACAAUGGCGAAGAUCUCUUUUCCUGCUUUUCUUGCGUUCAUUAAAAAGAAAGAUUGUGAGACUCUCUGACGACUAUCUUAACGCUGGUGCUUAUUUGUAUCCCCAGACCGUCUAAUAGGGUAACGUAGGUUUGCAGCAGUCUGCUUAGAAAUGUGGCUGCUUUUUCCGGGGGUGGGAGGGGAUGGGGUGGGGUGGGAGGGGGGUGGUGUUGGGGGUGGGAGGGUUAGUCAGUAGUUUUGUGAGUAGUUUGGAAUGUUUCUACAUCUUUUAUUGCAGGUCAUUGCUGAGAUUGUUGGGUUGGGGGGGUGGGUGGGGGGGUUAGAAUGGUGUCGUCAUGGAAAUCAAUCAAUGUUCUUUCUCCUUGGUCUUCCUUUCCCCCACCCCAUGUCUUUUAACCACUGGCUCAAAGCCACUGCUUUCUCUCUCUUUCUCUCUCUCAUUCUCUCUCUCUCCCCGCCCCCCCAACACACACACCACACACACACACACACACACUGACCACCAUGUGUGUGCGCGCGCGUGUGUGUGUGGACGGUAGCCCCCUGACUGGAGUGACUGGCCACCACUGUGGGGUUUUUAUUAACAAGAAGAAAUUGCAUUUUUACUAAGCCAAAAUCCUGAGCUCUGCUUUCCCCUCCCACACUCACUCAUUCCUCCAUUCCCUCCCUCCCUCCCUCACUCCUUUUGCUUCUCCCCCCUCCCCCUUUAGAUGUGCCAAUUCGAAUUGCUCGUGUGUGCUACAAGCACGCAAUAGAACACGCCUGUCUUAACCCGGGUGGGCGGGAGGACAGGCUUUACGUUAAUGAUUUGUAGGAGCAAAGUGAUCUCUGCUGUUUAAUGCGCGGCUCCUAACUCACCGUUUAGAAAGCUGCGAUUGCAAUACUGUGAAAAAACAAAGGAAAAAAAAAACAAGCAAUUGGUUUCUUUAACUGAUGAAUGGAGUCUUAAACUUUGUAUUAAUUCCUGUUCUUUGAUUAAAUAAAAUGGCCAUCAAAACAAAA
Callorhinchus milii (elephant shark) is the source of this 1959-nucleotide messenger RNA. RefSeq names its product testis enhanced gene transcript (BAX inhibitor 1) (gene tmbim6). The transcript has 10 exons. The record is from RefSeq and is a predicted model, not a curated record. NCBI's taxonomy places the organism in Eukaryota, Metazoa, Chordata, Chondrichthyes, Chimaeriformes, Callorhinchidae. Gene Ontology annotation, biological process: negative regulation of endoribonuclease activity; negative regulation of apoptotic signaling pathway; negative regulation of RNA splicing. Gene Ontology annotation, molecular function: enzyme binding. The coding region runs from base 225 to 941 and encodes 238 amino acids. Gene Ontology annotation, cellular component: mitochondrial membrane.